Molecule: messenger RNA, 2493 nt
Organism: Aureobasidium melanogenum CBS 110374
Lineage: Eukaryota; Fungi; Ascomycota; Dothideomycetes; Dothideales; Saccotheciaceae
Product: alpha/beta-hydrolase
Exons: 4
Biological process (GO): proteolysis
Molecular function (GO): serine-type peptidase activity
Source: RefSeq, a predicted model, not a curated record
ACUUUAGAAGCAACAUGGGGUGCCGAUCCGCUUGAGUAUCUUGGUGGUUUUCGCUCUCUAAAGUAUGAUAAGGAUACGAACUUUCCUAGCUCUCUGGCUCCCAAUGCAACUGUCUCCUGGUCCACCCUUGCUGCCCAACAGCUAUCUUGCGAUUCUCACUCCGCUCAGGUCGGUCUGUCUGUAGCGUUUCCUGACAUCGAUCUGGCCUUUCUUCAACGCAUCUACGGUUGGGCCGCUCUACAAUACCAAGGCUGGGCUCGAGGCCAUCUUCGUGUCAAUGGCGAAGAGCCGCAGACCUUGACCCUUGCAACAGACAAUCUCCUUGAGUUCUACCUCGAUGGACAGCAUCAUUUUGGUGGAGAUUACUAUGCUUUCCGACGAGCUCCAGUUGUCUUGCAUCUUGAGCCAGGAGAUCAUGUCAUCGACAUUCGACUUGUUCGCGAUGUAAGAGCGAUGGGCGGCAUAGGUUUACCGAUAAUUGAUGUGCAACUUGAAGCGCGAUCCUCGACCAAAGAUCUUCAUCUUUCUACGGACAACGCUCUCAUGCCUGACAUGGUUGGUGGACGCUUGGCAAGCAUGCUUGGUUCCAUCCAGGUUCGCAACGACCAUGUACACGACAUCGAGAUCUUCGCAGUCUCUGCCAAUGAUAGUUCUUACUUUGUGUGGUUGUUGCAACCUGAUGAUUUCUGGAUUGUUGCUGGACAGACCAGACCUGUUUCUCUGGCCAUAUCAUGCCAGGAAAAGUGCAGUCCGUAUCUAGGCUUCGAUGUAGAGUAUGGAGUUGUUGGUCAAGACCGCUCUCAGGCCUCUGUGCUGCAUCUGGAUCAUCAUUUUACUCAGCGAGAGCUGCAUGAGCCAUUAAAGGUGACAUUCUAUCAUCCAGGUGGAAUGGUAUCUUAUGCUAUUCUGAGGCCUCCACCAUCAAAUCUCUCCUGUCCUCUGGACUCGGAGGGGCUGUUGCCAGUGUUUUUGCAAUUACAUGGCGCUGGCGUAGAGGCUGAUAACGACAUUGUAAGGCAUGCUCUAGAUUCACUGACUGACAUCUGUGCAUGGGCUGUAUUCCCUACAGGCUCAACGCCCUGGAGUGGCGACGACUGGCAUGUUUGGGGUUUUGCAGACGUAGAAGCUGCCGUCGAAGCCAUACCUGGAUGGGUAGAAAGCAUUGGAUGGAAUGGCCCAGGUGCAAACACGAAGCGUUGGCUUGUCGCUGGCCAUUCCAAUGGAGGGCAAGGGACGUGGUAUGCUUUGACUCAUCGCCCCGACAACGUCUUCGCAGCCGCUCCGAUAUCUGGAUAUUCGUCCAUCCAAAACUACGUACCUUAUGACUUGUGGCAACCACUUCCCCCUCCUGUUCGCGCCCUCUUGGAGGCGUCUUUGAGCAGCUAUCGCCAUGAGCUUUUGCUAGAUAAUCUCAAAGGGAUCAGUAUCCUACAACAACAUGGCAGCGUCGACGACAACGUUCCGGCUUUCCAUUCGCGAUUGAUGAACCAACUCAUAAAACAGCAAGGGGCGAAUGCGUCUUACAUCGAGCUUCCAGGAAAGAACCAUUGGUUCGAUGGCAUCAUGACAACCAGAUAUCUGAGCGACUUCUUCAAGCAGAAUCUCAACGACCUCGCACGACCCUUACGUGCCCCUGAGGCUUUCACUCUGGUAGUCGCAAAUCCAGCAGACUCAGGUCCUAAGUUCGGAGUUGAGAUUCUUUAUCUGCGUCGCCCAGGCCAGCUUGGAAAGGUCCAUGUCUCCUUUUCCUCAUCGGACUGCAUUCUCAGGAGUUCCAAUGUUCUGAGCUUGCGCUUGCCCGACAUCUAUCCACGAACGCAUGGCAUUGUUGUUGAUGGUCAAAGGAUAGAUCUUCCCCUCCAGGCCAGAAACAAUGACUUGUGGCUGUAUCCGGAUGGUACUUGGAAGGUUCUUUCUGAGCAUCAAUCACCGGCAUUGCGAGACAGGAACCAGCUAGGCGGUAUGGAUGCUAUAUUCCGCACUCAAAACACUUUGCAAAUCAUCAGCCACUCUCAAAAGGCACGUCAUACUGCCGUUCAGAUAUCUCGCAAUUUCUGUCAAUACCUCGGUGCCGAUACCGAAAUUCUGGAACCUGGGAUGGGACGUCCAAGGCAGUAUAGCAACAUCGUUCAUGUCGUUUUGUCGAGGGAUCUGCCUGCCAGUCACCUCACAGGUUUCGCCCUUCAAGUGGACUCUCCCAACGGCAUAAGCAUUCGCACAACAGCCGGCCAAAUGACGUACCCCAGCUCAGCAGGACUCGGCGCCAUAUUCUUGAGGCCGCUGCCAGCAGGAGCGGUGGAGUUGGUAGUAUGGGGUUAUGAUGCAGACGGGUUGGACGUAGCAUCACGCCUUGUACCCAUGCUCCCAGGAGUUGGACAGCCAGACUUUGUUGUAGUAGAUGGGCGGAUGCUUCAGGAAGGUGCGGGCGGUGUUCUGGCAAUGGGAUCCUUUGAUCAUCUAUGGAAUGUCACAGAGAACUCGUACUUUACUUGA